Messenger RNA from Gloeophyllum trabeum ATCC 11539, 2784 nucleotides. RefSeq lists its product as uncharacterized. The transcript is spliced from 9 exons. The record is from RefSeq and is a predicted model, not a curated record. NCBI's taxonomy places the organism in Eukaryota, Fungi, Basidiomycota, Agaricomycetes, Gloeophyllales, Gloeophyllaceae. The annotation marks the transcript as partial.
GCACAGGCUGAGGAGGCAGCCCCGACAGAUCCGGUCUACCCGUCCAACUUGAGUGCUGCCUUGUACGAGACUGGGGACUAUAUAAGCUGCAUAGACGCGAUUUCGCGUGCCUGGAAGCGCUUAUCUACUGCAUAUCAAGAGUCUAACAGGAGUCUGCAGUCUCGCCUAUCCCUCAGAUUGGCCAAGGCUCUAUGUCACGGAAUCCGCAACGGAUCAGUGAAAUCUGAAGACUUGACGCGACACCGAGAGCUGAUCAUUGCUCUGAGUGACCCUUCCUCAUUCCAAGAAGCUCAAGCUUCAGACCUGGAGAGCGCUUGGAAGGAAUGGGACAAGCUGCAGCCGGAGCUGGAUGACCGAGUCGAAGCUGUCACGACGGCUUUAGGUCAGCUGUCGCGUCUGCCAAUAUUCAAAGCCAUCGGUCAUGAUGAUAUAAUGUCUAUCAUCGAUAACUGGGGCUCGGGUUUUGCUCAACCCAUAAAGCUGAACCAGUUGACUCCUGCGCAGCUAUCUAAUUUAUCUUUCUUUUUCGGCGGUGUCGGCGAUGCUCGACAUGUCUUUGGCUCCCUGAUCGGGUUCCAUAAAGCAUACUCAAAAUUGUCCAGCAGCAAACGCAACAACGCCCGAGUGCAUAUGACCCUGUGCGACAUACAUCCUACGGCUCUGGCCCGAGACCUGGUACUCUUCAUGCUCGUACAGCAGCUGAUCGAAACAUCCGACAAGGUCUCGGUGUUGGAGAUCAAGGCGACGUUCAUGUAUAUGAUGAUGACGACUAUCAAUGACCUCGAGAAGCGCCUCCUGGACAGUCCACCGACAUUGCCUGAAUGGUUGCACGUCGAUUCAGCAGCUGUCGAGCCCGUGCUAGACGUACUAAAGUACUGGAAGGCAGCCACGAAGGUCAAAACAACGCAGAAGCUUUCCAUGCUGGACUCGCUCAAUCUUUCACCAGCAUACAGAGCCAUGCUCGACGCCCGUAAACAACAAAAGCGGGAGGAGGUGCAGAGGAUGAUGGGUCCAAUGAGCGACGUAGAGCUUGCACGCCUAUAUAGCCUUGGCCCGGACCGCAUGGGAGAGGACCCAUGCAAGGGUAAUAAGCUCACCCCGAAGCAGAGAGAGAAAUUAGCAGAUUAUCUCCUUGACGAGCUCUACGUCAAUAACACAGCAAGCAAUAGCGAUAUGAUUUUCGAGGAAUCUUGGUACGAGCUCGCGGAGUGUUACGUACCGCCACCCGAACUCUGGGGAAGACAUGAAGGCUUCCAGGUAUUUCGUGCUCUUACAGACGGAAAGGUCACGGCUAGCGACCGUGAAAUCCCAGAACGAGUGGCGCGAACAUGGUUGCCGAACAUCACAUUAUUCGACGGGGCUACGCACGGUGAUCAUGACUAUCCGAAUAUGCGUUUCGAUGCCUUCCAAGCCCCUCGGCAAGUCUUGACAUUCAAUGAGUGGUCGGGUCUGGAAGAGAAAGCUCCUUCAAGCGUAAAACGAUAUGCGCCCGUGUUCCUCCACAUGUCCCAUUUCCUGGACGCCACUAUGAAGGCAGUCAAAGAAUGUGGAUCGUGUCUCAAGCUCGAAAUACUGUACGGAGAGUUGACUCAAGAACUGGGGAAAAUGAGGUUCGGCGGCGAUCAUACGCGUCCGGAGUCCUUCCCAAGACACUUUACAAGGAUAUGGUUGAGCAAUGUGCCUGACUAUACCCAUGGUCCCAUGAAUAUGGUACUGUAUACCCUCCCCAAUCUGCAGGCGGAUCAUAACAUGUCUGCGGCUGCCUCGAAUUGCCUGCUUAAUACGGGAAUUUGGCAUGACGAUACGGAGCUGAUCCAUACAUAUACAUUACUUCAUCCGCAUGAUGUACCUCGCUUCCUAGGGUGCCGCCUGGUCCACACAGCCGCCAUCCAAGACGUGCUCGUAAUGGCACCUCUACCGUUACCUCGGCCGCUCACAGAACUGGCGUCUCGGUGGGAGCUCACUGCCUGGCUGACGAAGGUGCUGCUCUACACCAUGGUCCCAGGGAACCCCGGGCGCAUGGAGGCAGUCAGGGUCCGCCUACCCAACAGCCUGUCUGCGUUCAUCGCCCUCCUCGUGCACCUGGGCCGCGUCGGGUUCCCCGCUCACUGGUUGUCCGAGUUCCUACAGAGUGUGUUGAAGGACGACCUCACGACGGAUAUCGCGCCGUACCGCGGCAAGCUCCCGAUCCCGCUGUCGGACCUCCAGCGCCGGGUGCCGAGGCGGAAGGUCUGCCUGCACCCCCUGCAGGCGGAGAUGGAGAACCUGCUUGCGACGGCGUACCGCGGGCUGCCGUUCGCACUCGCCCUUCCCGACGGGUUCGCGACGUCGCCCGACGAAAUCGGCCUGUACGAGACACAGAUCGAGCCGACGCUCAUGAACGCGAUGAUGCCGAUGCUGAACAACAACGACGCGACCAACUGCCUGCUGUUCUACAAGACGAACGUCGCGAGCGCGGACAAUCUCGUCCCGCGCAUCGGGAAUAUCGUCGAGGGCCAGAACCCGCCGAAGGCGGGGAGUAUGUAUAUCAUCACGGCGCCGGUGUAUGUGGACACGCAGGCGAAGGUCGUGCGGUGGUCCAUGAGCAAGGCGCGGUUCGGCCGGAUGCGGUAUGAUCAGAUGAAGAAGGAGAAGUGGGCGGUGGUGCUUUACCGCAGCGACACGUCGGAAGCAGGUGAGUGUACUUUGGUUGGCAAGGUACGAUGGCAGCCGUCUGAUAUUAUUCGCGAUCUAGUUAGCCAGCCUACUCCGCUUUCGAAGUGGAAAGCUGUGAAGCAAGACUAG